AUGGAAAAUCGGUCGCCGUGGAGAUGGGACGGCGACUGCUGGAUUGAUUGGUUUGCUUUCCGGCGUAGCACGGAGUCGAAAUUCAAUUCUUGCACCACGGGAAACACCGAACGAGACACAAGGAGCUGCGCGACGAAAGGGGCGAAAUGCCAGAAGGCUGCAGUCUUGCUUCUUCACGAACUACAGAUCCAAGCAAAGCAUGCAAAUCCCGAGCCAAGCAAAAGCUUUCUGCCAAGCUCCGCUCUCGCUCGGAUUCUCGACCAAGCCGUGCAUGUGAACAACAAGGAAAGCACUAUACGCCUUUCUGCUCCGCUUGACCUCAUAGACAAGCUUGAGCAACGGUACACUGAACUUGCCACUCGACGCACAAGUGCGGAUCUUGGCUGCCAGAGGGAGUUUCAGUCCCGGCAGUAG
Molecule: messenger RNA, 414 nt
Organism: Pseudozyma hubeiensis SY62
Lineage: Eukaryota; Fungi; Basidiomycota; Ustilaginomycetes; Ustilaginales; Ustilaginaceae
Exons: 2
Coding region: 1-414 (137 amino acids)
Source: RefSeq, a predicted model, not a curated record